Polypterus senegalus (gray bichir) is the source of this 2611-nucleotide messenger RNA. It is a transcript of the gene c7h5orf63, whose product is annotated as chromosome 7 C5orf63 homolog. The transcript is spliced from 3 exons. The record is from RefSeq and is a predicted model, not a curated record. Lineage: Eukaryota; Metazoa; Chordata; Cladistia; Polypteriformes; Polypteridae. The coding region runs from base 22 to 357 and encodes 111 amino acids.
UCAAAAAGUUUCUUUUUUAAAAUGAAUAAAGCUGGACAUGGACUACAGUAUCAGGUCUUUAUGGCUCUCAAAAGAACUUUUUCAGUGAAAAAAGCAUUACCAGUAUUAACUCUUUUCACCAAGAAUCCAUGUCAACUUUGCAAUGAAGCAAAAGAAGUUCUUGAACCAUAUAAACACAGGUUUGUUUUGCAAGAAGUAGAUAUUAUGCUGCCUGAUAAUUCAGUUUGGCUUCAGAGAUACAAAUACAAUAUACCUGUCUUUCAUCUCAAUGGACAGUUUCUGAUGAUGCACAGAGUGCAAACGGACAUUCUAGAGAAUAAGCUUGCCCAACUGGAGGAAAUGAGAGAAGCAAAAUAACCUUAAAUCUCUGUGAAAGUCUGUGUGUGUGUGCGUGUGUGUGUGUGUGUGUGUGCAUGCACACUUCAGUGAAAUUGCACGUCAUCCGGUAUUGGUUGCUGCCUUAUGCAUAAAGCUCCCUAAGUAGUCAAUAUCCAGUUUUAUCAAACAAAAAUACAGUAACACGUAUGGAUACAUGUUGACUAGAUACAGACAUUUUUAUGAUUAUUUUCAUCAGAACAGGUGGAUGAAUUUGUGUCAUAGAUAUGGAUAUCAAGGAAAUGUUUCUCAUCUAUGACAUUUUUAAGCAGUAUUUUCUAAUUACCUGGAAAUUACUCUUUAUUAGCAUUGAUAAGAGCUAUUAAGAGAAUAAGGCAAAAUGUUACUACAUUUUAACAAUUAUAUAAUUGCUUCUUAUUUUUGUCUGUGCCUGCUCCUUUAACUUUAGACCUUAUACAUGUACUGCACCUUUUAAUUUUGGGGAAAAAACAUACCAUGUUUCAUACCAUGAAACAGUUAGGAUUUGUUCUUAUUUAAAGGCUUACAGAAUGCACAAGAGAGACAAUUAACAGACUGAAACCACAUAACCUCAGUCAAAUCAACUCCACGACAAAAUUAUUUUAAUUAUCUCUCUCACAGUAUUAAAAUAAUUGUUCUUGUCUAGACAGCACAGUAUAUUUGAAAUUGUUCCUUUGUUUUCAUGCAAUAAAUGCUAUUAUUUAAGCUUGUCUUUAAUUCAUCCAUCCAUCCAUUUUCCAACCCGCUGAAUCCUAACACAGGGUCACGGGGGUCUGCUGGAGCCAAUCCCAGCCAACACAGGGCACAAGGCAGGAACCAAUCCCGGGCAGGGUGCCAAUCCACCGCAGUGUCUUUAAUUUGUGUAAGAAAAUGUUAAAAAAUAUAAGUUAAUUUGUGGAAGAAUUAUCAAUUAAAAAUGUGUAAAGAGGUUAGAUUGCUUAAUAUGAUACAGUAUAUGGUGAAAUUCUAUUUAUUUAUAGUUUGUUUAAUGUAGGUGUAUUUGCCAUGUAAAAUGUCUGAAAUAAAACAUUUUACUUCUUUUUUUUUUUUUAUACACUUGUAAAAGUCACUUUUUUGGUUUGCCAGCAGAUGGCAGUUUGUAUUUUCUUCUUCUACCCAACUCAUAUUGAUUCCACCAACCAGACACUUUUUACGUGGUAGUUUAGUUUAAACAAAUAAAAAUGGAAACCUAAAACAAAAUCAAGACUGACUUUAAUAAGUUAUUCAUAAAUAACAGUUUCCUAUAUCAUUUAAAAAAUCUUUGUAUUUGUCAGGACCUUUGAGCAAAGCAAUCUCUGACCCAUUUUGAAUUAAAUCUCUAUGAAUGUAAAUAAAGAAGUACUUGAAUAUCUUAUUGUGAAUGUAUUUGGAUUACACGUUUUAAGUUCACUUUAAGUAACUCACCAGUAAAGCUGCAUUAGCUUAAUUUGGAGUUACAGCUUUCACAGGAUUGAAGUUCUCCACAAGAGCCCAUGGAAAAAAUAGGAUUGUUCCAAAAGACAGCAGUAACAUCACAACAACUUGGAAUACCAGUUCUGGAAAUGUCCAUAUACUGUACAUACACCUGGAAUUUAUUAACCUGACCUAAAGAAAAAUAUCCCAUGAUGUAGUGAUGGCACUUAUCAAAAAUAAGGAGUGGAACAAAACUCACAGGAAGUGACGGUUUAAAGAGAGGGACUCUGGAGUAUAGAACCAUCAUGGAACAAGUGACAGGAUGACAAAUUCUUAUUAUAAAAUCUAAAUAAAAAUGUAAAUGAUAUAAAUAAGAGCAGGAUUUUUAUUGUUUUAAUAAGGAAUGCAUAUACUGUAAUGCAGAUGAAUGACCUACUUCAUAUGUAUAAUGUCAUAUGUACUCAAUAUGAGAUUCUUAUUUGCAUAUAUCCAGAAGAUAAGAAACAGUGGUAUAAUGAUGGCAACAACAGAAAAUGAGUAUAACAUGUAACAUUAAAUUCAUGAGUUAAUAUAUUAAAAACUCCCACCACACCACAACAGGUCUGUUCAUGCAGUUCAUGGUAUGGCCGUGCUAUUAAUAGCAGCUAUUGACUGGCCUUGUGGCAUGAGGGUAUGAAUUGUCCCAGAAUUUCAUGUUAAUGGUCCUGUACAAUUUGUCAGAACAGAGAAGGAAGAAAUGUGGCCGUGUGGGAUGGUGAGAUCUUUAAUGAUAUAUUUUAGAUGUUGUAAGUUACCAUGUAGCAUACUGUAUAUCCUGAUUUAAAGAGAGCUAUUCAUGCUCAAUAAUGUUCUGAGCUGACUCUUA